This is a messenger RNA of Anopheles bellator, 1717 nucleotides long. RefSeq lists its product as uncharacterized. NCBI's taxonomy places the organism in Eukaryota, Metazoa, Arthropoda, Insecta, Diptera, Culicidae. The coding region runs from base 143 to 1387 and encodes 414 amino acids. The transcript has 3 exons. The record is from RefSeq and is a predicted model, not a curated record.
CCUCCAAGGUCUCAGGCACAAAUCAUAACAAAUCAUAACGCGUGAUAACGAACAGAAGCCCCGUGUGUAAGCGUAUCUCUGCGGAGGCCCUCAGCAGCCCAACCGUCGCGCUGUGUUGUCCCGGAAUUCGGGGAUCGCCAGGAUGCACCGAAUCGUUGCCGUUCUGCUACUGUUGGCGCUGCAAACGGAACGUCAGCGGGCGGCCGGAAAUGUUCUAUUCCGACAAUUUCUCAUUACAGCCGUCGAAAGCAGCUGUGUGGUGCCGCUGAAGCCGGACUGGUCCUACUCGUCGCCGCUGAUAUUCACGCAGAACGGAGCACUGGUUACGCCAGAGAACGAUAGUCUCGAGCUGGAAGAGAUCACGCUGGCCACCGGCGAUGAGGUGGUGCUGUCCUGUUCGCCGAACUACUUUCGCGAGUUUUCCUCCGAGAAGGUACUGUGGGCCAAGUGCAAAAAGGACAAAACGUUCGUGGUCAACGGGCAGGACAAGAACUUCGUGUCCGCACUGUCCUGCAAGGAGCGACCGAUCGAGGAGAUCAUCGUGUCGGUGCGCGGCUGUCCGUCGGCACUGCGCUCGAUCGAGUAUGGCUUCACGAACCCGGUCACCAACAAGUCGUACAUCCUGGGCGAAGCCUGCUACGACGCAAAGCUCGGCCGAACGCACUUCAUUCACACGAAAGUCAAGUCCGGAGCGAACACGGUCGAGCAGCUGGCGCUGAAGGUGAAGGACAACGCGACGUAUUUCCACGGGUACCACCCGACCCAGCGCUAUAAGGUCGAUCUCAGCAAGGCGCUCAACAUAAACGACCAGGUCGAGCGCUUCCGUGGUGUGUUCGGUGCGAAAAAUGCUCCCAAAAUCGAGUCCCGACGGUACAUCAAUGAAGCUCUUCUUACCCACCGACAGUAUCUUUCAGUAUUAAAAAUGGCCUGGAACUAUCAGAUCGUGAAGGAUCGCGAUCUGCUGCUGAACUACGAUCGGUUGCUGCACGACAUCCGGGCACUUGAGGUGCCCGACAUCGAGAUCUACACCGGGGCGCACGGUGUGAUGACGCUGAAGGACAAGCACGACCAGAACGCGGAAGUGUUUCUGGUGCGCGAGAACCGCUUCCCGGUGCCGAAGAUCCACUGGACGGUGGUCAAGUCCGGCGACCGGGCACUAGCGUUCGCGCUCUUCAGCAAACCACAGCUCACCGAGCAGGAGCUCGAGAAGCAGGGCACGUUCUGCGUGAGCCUCUGCGAUCAGGUCACGUGGCUGAGGAAGCUACGGGAGGAGGACGCGUGGCGGACGGCCCGGGCCGGAUAUGUACUUUGCUGCGAGGUGGAAGAGUUCCGCCGCACGAUCAAGGAGAUGCCACCGAUCGCGGGCGUCAAGGCGAUGCUCAUAUAACAAGGUGGCUCCUCCGAUCCGAGCCCCGGGGCCUAUCCGAUCCGCCUCAGGACCGGCGGCAGGAUCAAUACCUGUAGCAAGCGAAACGGCUGCUUCUGCUAUUGCCACCAUCACCGAUCCCUACUACUGCUCACUACUUCCGUUUGCAGUCUCUCCACACGCUACUUGGAAGCUACUAGCGUCGGCAUUGUGAUUUUAAUUCUUUUUGUUUUGUGUGUAAUAUUUUAAAUUAAAAUAUUAGCUCUUAGAAUUUAGUAUUUUUAUGAAAAUCGAAAACACACAUCGGUGUAAUAAAAGAAGUACAAUUCGCUAGUGUGCUUGAAACCUGUA